Molecule: messenger RNA, 1707 nt
Organism: Amoebophrya sp. A120
Lineage: Eukaryota; Dinophyceae; Syndiniales; Amoebophryaceae
Source: the annotation of a GenBank genome assembly
CUCUGUUUUCCUCGUCCUCGUAGUCGUGCGCUAUUCGUGCUGAAAUGCAUCUUCUAAGUUGAAGAGACUUGAUCUUGUUUCUUCUGAAAGAAGACGAGACAGUGACAGAGCAUAACUCUUGCUCCUUUGCUAAAGUAAACUUCUAAGGUUAACAUACAGUAUUUAGUCAGCGCAGUUGUCCAAGUUUUUCAGGCUACCCAACACUAACUAGCACUAGUGUACUAGUACUCUUCAACGAAUAAAUUAUCGCUCGACGAAGAGGUAAAAUAUUAAAACUGCCAAACUAAAAGCACAAAAAUGCCGCGGAAAUCGUUGAACAAGCUCGCCACUAUCGCCACCGCCGCCGCCUUCCUCACGGACGGUCCGGCGGUGGGGGGGGCGCUUGUCUCCGGGGCGAAGAACAAGAACGCCGCCACCAAGACGCACCUUUGGGCUGGACGGGAAGACGUGGAGAGCAACUUGAUGCAGGUGGACGCGUCGAAGAACUCGAACCGUGGGAAAUCUUCGAAAGGGCGGACUACCCAGGACACAUGUGAGCUUGAGCUUGACGCCCUACGAGACUCCCAUCUAAGCACCGUAUGUGAAGAUGAGAGCUUGAGCUUGGUGGAUCUGCUUGUGACAUUGCCAGAAGGGGGCAGAUGGAAACCGUGCGUGGACGAUUCGGGGAAGAGUGGGCCUAAUCCUUACCCGGAUUUUCAAGACGGCAGCAAACGCAGGUGUCCGCUCGGGGUUGAGGUGCAGUGCGUCAGUGGGAAAAAGCAGGGGAAACCUGUACAACUCUGCGAGGGAUGCGGGAAUGGUUAUUGGGACGGCUGCGGCGACGGUUGCCACAGGGAGGAACACGUCAAGUUGGUCGAGGGGCAUGAAAUUAAAAACGUAUGCGUUUCCGGGUCUGCUGGCGCUGCGUGGGACGGGGGGGUUUGUGGAGAAGGAUACAAACGGGACCACCCCAUUUACAAUUUCCGCACCCGAAGAUGCGAAGAUGCGGGACAGCCCCAUCGACAAUUUCCAAAACCGUCGUGGCAGUCGUGGGGGUUGCGUUGAGAAGGGGAAAGGGAGAUGGUGCGAACUAGAGGAGAAAAGGAAGAAGAAAUACCAGACACCAAGUUCGUCCUCGUAUUCGAACAAGAACUACCUGAUACGUCUCUAUGUUGUUGAUUACGUACAAGUAUAUUACCUUUGUAAGCCUCCUCAAUUUGUGACAACUCAGCCAGUUGUAUGGUUUUCUUUGCAGAUACUUGCCAGAAAAAAAUUCAUAACGACAGCAGCACUUUAAUACACGAGCGGUACUUGUUGACCUUGACGCUGACGUAACUUUUGCAGGAGAUGAGGGGGAAUAGGAAUAGUGGGACUGCUGUCGCACGUUGCUUAAGGUUAAGAUCGCAGCAGAAUAUUUUUUUUGUUCAUAAGUACUUGUUUGAUUUUCGAUCCUUUUUGUCUCCGUAUCCGUUUCGUCUUGUCCGUAAGUGCUCUUUGUUUAUCUCAUUAAUACAUUACGAGGAAUCCAUGUAUACAUUUUUUUCGCUUCAGUUUCUAGUUCUCGUUUUCUUUGUUCUGAGGGAAGAACGUUUCUUGUUUAGUAUUGUGUGCUUGUGUAGUUUCUGUUUGAUGUUAUCCCCAUCAGACUAACAAGCGCGGCCUCGAUACCCCAACCCCAAGUUUCUCCAAGUCCUCCAUGCAAACCCAAACGCAUAAUCAUUAUCAUAU